UCCGCGGUGCUUCGCGCGCCCCCCGCCGCUGCCGCCGACGACCAGGCGUCCCCCCCAUCGCCUCCCGCCGAGUCUCCGGCCCCCGCCCCGCCGCCCCCGACGAAGGAGAAGGAGCCCGAGGGCGACGAGUCGGCCGUGUCGAGGGUGUACGACGCGACCGUCAUCGGGGAGCCGCAGGCGGUGGGGAGGGAGGCCAAGGGCCGGGUGUGGGACAAGCUGGCGGCCGCCAGGGUCGUCUACCUCGGCGAGGCCGAGCUCGUGCCCGACCCCGACGACCGCGUCCUCGAGCUCGAGAUCGUCACCAAGCUCGCCGCCCGCUGCGCCGACGCCCAGAGGCGCAUGUCCCUCGCGCUCGAGGCCUUCCCCUGCGACCUCCAGCAGCAGCUCGACGACUUCAUGAGCGGAAGGAUUGAUGGCAGCAUCUUAAAGUUGUACACGUCGCACUGGCCAUCAGAGCGUUGGAAGGAGUAUGAACCUCUUCUAAAUUUCUGUCGUGAUAAGGGAAUUAAGCUUGUUGCUACUGGAACCCCACUGCAGGUGAAAAGAACUGUCCAAGCAGAGGGGAUUGGAGGCCUUUCAAAAGCAGAAAGAAAGGAAUAUGCUCCUCCGGCAGGCUCUGGCUUCAUUUCUGGUUUUAGGUCUGGCCGGUCAUUCAUAGAGAAUAUUACAUCAACUCGUGACUCUCCUUUUGGUCCGAAUUCAUAUUUAUCAGCACAAGCAAGGGUAGUUGAUGAUUAUACCAUGUCUCAGAUAAUUAUGAAAGAACUUAAUGGUAAAGAUCCUCCAGGGAUACUAAUUGUUGUGGCAGGUGCAAGCCAUCUUAUAUAUGGGUCACGAGGAACUGGUGUUCCUGCCAGAGUAUCUAAAAAGUUGCCGAAGAAAGAUCAUGUUGUGGUACUACUUGAUCCUGAAAGACAGAGUAUAAGGAGGGAAGGUCAAAUCCCAGUUGCUGAUUUCUUAUGGUAUUCAGCGGCUAAAAUUUGCAGUAGAAAUUGCUUUGACCGUGCCGAAAUUGCUAGAGUUAUGAAUGCUGCUGGCAGGAGGCCUGAAGCUUUACCCCAGGAUCUUCAGAAAGGAAUAGAUCUUGGAGUUGUUUCUCCUGAGAUAUUGCAGAACUUCUUUGACCUUGACAAAAACCCUGUUAUGACUGAACUAAUUCACCGAUUCCAAGGUUUCCGGGAAAGAUUGCUCGCAGACCCAAAAUUCCUUCAAAGAUUAGCAAUUGAAGAGGCUAUAUCAAUUUCAACCACUCUACUAGCACAGUACGAAAGACGGAAAGGGCGAUUUUUUGAGGAAAUUGACUAUGUCCUCACUGAUACUAUUAGAGGGUCUGUUGUCGAUUUUUUUACAGUGUGGCUACCUGCUCCAACUAUUUCAGUGCUUUCUUUUACCGAUGAUGAUUCUGGUCAGAGCUUGGGCUUUGUCAAAGGCCUUCUGGGAUCAUUGCCAGAUAACGCGUUCCAAAAGAAUACCUUUGGUCGGAAUUGGAAUAUGAACCAGAGGGUCGCCGCAGUAAUAGUUGGUGGUUUGAAACUUGCUGGUGUUGGGUUUAUUUCUGGUGUUGGGGCUGGAGUUUCCUCAGAUCUCCUGUAUGCUGCUCGAGGAUUGCUGAAACCUUCAGCGAGUGUGGGAGCAGGGCGAAAGAGAGCUCCUGUUUUGAAGUCGGCAGCUGUUUAUAGUUGCUUUCUUGGAACAUCAGCAAAUUUGCGGUAUCAGAUCAUUGCUGGCUUAUUGGAGCAUCGACUAGGAGAGAGCCUGGCAACUCAGUAUAAUCAGCCACUUCUUGCUGGUCUCUUGUCCUUUGUAGCAAGGACAGUCAACUCAUACUUGGGAACACAGCAAUGGGUUGAUCUUGCUCGGUACACUGGAGUACAGAAGAUUCAGGAACAGCUUCCUUCCGAUGAGGUCACCACACCACCUGAAACAUCCCAGUUAGAGGACGGUAGAACCGAUGUACAGAACCCGGAUGAGAGCAGCAGCAGCAACGCAGACCGAUCGAGUGACCCGACCAAGUGAUUUGGUUGCUUUCCGUGGCUACAAAGUCCCCAACCAUAUAUGUAUAUAGGUUCAAGACAGCGAAAGGAGUCUUGUUGCUACGAUGCUGAGCCUCACUCUUGGAUCGGCCAGGAAUGGACUAUUCAUAUGAGAAAAACAAUAAGAUACUGCAGUUAGCCAUUUUUUCUAGAGUAAAUAUACUCUUGUAGUUUGUACUCACUCCAUAAAGAAAUAUAGGAGCGUUUAGAUCACUACUUUAGUAAUCUAUAAACGCUUUUAUAUUUCUUUACAGUGGGAGUACAUAUGUAAGGAGAAGACGAUGAGUGUCUAGUGGAUUAAUUGGCAUGGGCAAUUACGGGCUUUGAGUUGUAGACUUAAAUCUGCUGUGGGAACCCACGAUCGCCAUCCAUUUAUAUAUAGCCAGGUUCAAGACAAUUAAAAGAGUCUCUUUGCUACUCUUUGAUCAGCCAGGAAGGGACUACUUUAUCUGAAAGAAGCAUGAAUUAGUAUAGUUCUCAGUCAGUCAUUUUUCUAGAGUAACAAAUAUACUGCUGUACUUUGUACUUUUAUACGUAUGCAAGGAGAAGAGAACACGAUCGGUA
Messenger RNA from Triticum dicoccoides, 2597 nucleotides. RefSeq names its product protein RETICULATA-RELATED 6, chloroplastic-like. The transcript is spliced from 7 exons. The annotation marks the transcript as partial. The record is from RefSeq and is a predicted model, not a curated record. Lineage: Eukaryota; Viridiplantae; Streptophyta; Magnoliopsida; Poales; Poaceae.